GUCACGGUUGUGGCCUACAUCCAUCUGGCUUCUGCAGAGCUUCAGGGUGAGGUAGAUGUUGCAACUUCUGGAGUUUUCUUGAUGGAUGUGCCGGAAGUGAAGGAGGAGCUUGGAGGUGGCCGAUCCUUGCGACGAUUGCGUCGAAGUGCACAGGUGGCUCAGGUGGUCCCUAGCGUUGGGAUCAUUGCUCUGGGUGCCUACUUGUGGCAGAAGGGCGGCCCACAUCCUUUGGAACAUGCUGAGGUUGUUCAGGAGCUUCCGGUUCACCCUGUAUGGCUAGAGCCGAAGACCCAGUCACCCUCCCACGCACGGUGGCCCUUUGUUUUGGCGGCCUUAGCCUUUGCGGCGGCACUGCCCAUUUUGCGGCGCCGGCGUCAGGCCAAGGAAACUGUGCCGAAGACCAGCCUUGUUCCUUUGGCUUCCAAGGUGGGCAGUGGCAAUCCAGGAGAUCCCAAGGCCUAUGAUGGCAUUAUCCUAAGAAGGGAAGGCUCUUGGUACCUGAACGGAUCAUCUGGCAAAUAUAGUUUUGAUCCAUCUUCUGGAUGGCUCAGUGGAGGAGGUGAAAAACUGGGGCGUUUCAUCUGCAAACAGAUCCAGGAUAGACCUCUGGAACUGCCGGUCACCAGCUAUUCCAAGCUGGCCAGCAAUUUUCAGAUCGUCUCCUCUGAAAUCAUGCUGGAAAUCCAGAAACCGGAGAAUGCUGGGGCACUCUUCGUGUUGCCCUCCCAGCUGAAUGGCGCGGAAUAUCCUUCACAUACGCAUGUGGUGAAGUAUGUGGAGGAGUACAAGUCCGACAAUACAGGUGGUCCUCGGGGGCAGCUUGCGGUGCACCCGGCAGCGGCUCAAUUUGUGUUGGACAAUGCGUCCAGCAACCUGGGGCCGGGCAUCAACGCGGUGGAUGAGAUCUUGAACAUGCUGCCGGAGGACCUUGAAUUAGUCAAUGGAUAUUUGAAGAUCCACGAUUUGAACGAUGGCAAACCAGAGACUGAGACUUUAGAACGGCUGGUGAAGUAUUUGAACACUUUGCGGCCCUUGAUCAUGGAGGAUGUUCCAGCCACUGGUUUGUUGCCGGACAAGAAAGGCUUUGCCGAGUGCAAGCACAAAGUGGGCUUGGUCUACGCGUCAGCAGUACCUGUUGACUCAUACAUGAACCAAGGUGGUCAGGUCGAUUUCCAGGCGAAGGUGGCUGAGUUGAUUCUCAUUGGCCAAUACUACGGAGCUUUGAAGUACGCCGCUGAAAGCCAGAGACACGGCGGAAGCACGGGAAAUCGCAGGAAGGUCUUCUUGAUGCCUCUGGGAGGAGGUGCUUUUAACAAUCCCUGGGACAUCAUUGCGAAAAGCAUGGCAAAGGCCAUCCAGUUGUUGGACAAUAGCCUUCUCUCGAUGCUGGACAUUACGGCCCUGGUGUGGCAGGGGAACCCUUCAGAGGAGCAGAAGCUGAAGAUCAUCCUGGGAAAGCUGAAUUCACAACCGGCUGUAUCCAUGACCUUGCAGCCACCUGGUGGAAAGACGCACCUUUUCAGGAUUGCUACCGGGCAGCCUGACGAGGAACCUGAACCCCAUUUCAAGCGGAUGAUGACUGACUUGUCAGAAGUCUCGGAUAGGCCUCUGGUCUAUGAUGAGCAGACGGAAAUCUUCCGCAUGCAGACUCAAGAUGCAUCUUUGGCAGGAGACAGUCCUCGACUGGUAAGCCCUCGACUACAAAGCUCCCGACCAGUUAUGAACAAAGUGGACGAGGGAGCUGAAGAACAGGCUGAGGACGCAGCAAAAGAGACCGAAGGAGCGAAACAAGCAGCAGAGGCUGUAGAAAGGCCAAUUCGUAUUUCUCCAGGAGAGGCCCUACAGUCUCCUGAAUCAAAGACGAAAUCACACGCAGAAGCUAAGCCUGAGGAGGCGAAGAAAGCAGAGGAGGCCAAGAAGGCAGAAGAGGCAGCAGAAGCUAAGGCUGAAGAGGCUAAGAAAGCGGAAGAGGCCAAAAAGGCAGCAGAGGCUGCAGAAGCCAAGAAGGCGGAGGAGGCCAAGAAAGCAGAGGAGGCCAAGAAGGCAGCAGAGGCCGCAGAAGCUAAGAAGGCGGAGGAGGUCAAGAAAGCAGAGGAGGCCAAGAAAGCAGCAGAGGCUGCAGAAGCUAAGAAGGCUGAGGAGGCUAAGAAAGCAGAGGCCGCGGAAGCCAAGAAAAAGGCUAAGGAGGCCAAGAAAGCAGAGGAGGCCAAGAAGGCAGCAGAGGCCGCAGAAGCUAAGAAGGCUGAGGAGGCUAAGAAAGCAGAAGCUAAGAAGGCUGAGGAGGCUAAGAAAGCAGAGGAGGCCAAGAAGGCAGCCGAGGCUGCAGAAGCUAAGAAGGCUGAGGAGGCCAAGAAAGCAGAGGAGGCCAAGAAGGCAGCAGAUGCGGCAAAGGCUGCAGAAGCCAAGAAGAAGGCUCAGAAGGCCAAAAAGGAUGAUGAAACGAAGAGCGCGUUUUUGGGCUCUGUUGAAGAGGUCUCUUGUUGGAACAUGUGGACCGGAAUUCGACGCCGCGAGGUCAGCGUGUUUCGGCCAAGAUUCUUGGAGACACAGGAGACACCUGACCAGCUGCCACAGGACACUCCGCGUCGCGGGUUGAACUCCAGCCUGGUUGGAAAUCCUGGACAGAACAUUCGACAACUGGCACGUGCUUUGGAGAUCAACCAACCUCCCAGCUAUUCCCCCAACUCGAGUCGAGCUGGAUCCCCUUCCAAGGCGACCAAGGAUACCAAGGAUGCUGGUUCCAAAUGA
Cladocopium goreaui is the source of this 2748-nucleotide messenger RNA. The record is from the annotation of a GenBank genome assembly. Lineage: Eukaryota; Dinophyceae; Suessiales; Symbiodiniaceae.